Molecule: messenger RNA, 3143 nt
Organism: Lymnaea stagnalis (great pond snail)
Lineage: Eukaryota; Metazoa; Mollusca; Gastropoda; Lymnaeidae
Source: the annotation of a GenBank genome assembly
AACUAUUGUACCAGGAGCACAGCCUUUUUUUAUGUGGUAAUAUAAGUAGGGCCUACGUAGCAGUAUUGACUUGUCAAGGCAUUGAUUGGAGUAUACUUCGUUUGAGAAAUAUAACCACAAAAAAAGGGAUGCUGAGCAACAAUCAGGGUGAGUUACCGUUUCUGGUUUUUUUUUUGUUGUUUUUUUUAAUUCAUUUGUUAUUUGUCGUACAUUUUGUGUUGUAGGUUAUCGUAGGUCUAGACAUGGCGAGACCAAGUGAUCCUGGUCUAAAGAUAGGAUCAUCGAAGGUUAUUAAUAUCGUUGUAUACCGUUACAUACACGGAAAAGCGAUUUCCAUUUUGACAAUAUUAAAUUUAUAUUAAGAAUACAUAAUCAAAGAGACAGAAAUAAAAUUUAUAUUAACCCUACAGCACAGUCGGAGAAAAAGAACAUUCCUUGAAUAUAUUUACAAAUAUUAAUAAAUAAUGACAUGGAUUGUAGGGAGUACAAAGUAGGUCAACACACGGGCUUUAACAAUAAACAUAUCGACUGUUACUAGACUUGGAGCUUUACGGGGACUUGGGAUUUUGUAAUAUACUGCGAUGUUACGAGAAGUCAACCAAAUUCUAUUAUAUAAUAGUCACAAUAGACGACCAUUGGAGUUGUCAAACUCUUUGUUGAUACCUUGCCUCCCAUGAUCUGGUCGAACGACUCUUACGUCAUUGCUUCCCUAUUAUAUUACAAACCGGUAUAGAGUCCAGUUGUUGCUUUGUAGUAGACAUUCUAACACUGUUAUUUCACUUGAUCUGAGUGGGAAAGAUCUGAUCUAAUUUCCCUUGAUCUGAUCUUGUGUGGUUGGAAUCGUUUGAGCCAAUAUAUAUCUAUGUUCCCUGUAUUCGAUCAUGUGGGGUUGGAAUCGUUUGAGCCAAUAUUUAUCUAUGUUCCAUGUAUUCGAUCAUGUGGGGUUGGAAUCGUUUGAGCCAAUAUUUAUCUAUGUUCCCUGUACUCGAUCAUGUGGGGUUAGAAUCGUUUGAGCCAAUAUUUAUCUAUGUUCCCUGUAUUCGAUCAUGUGGGGUUGGGGGCGUUUGAGUCAAAUCUGAAAUCAAGAGACAAAUCGCUUGGAACAGCGUUUUCUUUUUAUUCAGAAUUUACAAAUGCUUCCUCAUUGAAAAGAGUUGUUGCUCCAUAAACCAAUAAAAUAAUCGCUUUUAAAGGUACGUCAAAUACGAUGAAACUGGCCGGAAAAUACCUGAUCCCAGAGUUUAAAUGGAACAAAUGAUGAUAAUAACAAAAAUAUCUUAAAUUUUUCUUGUAAUAUAGAAAGUGGGACAAUGAAAAGUAUAGAUUGUUUACUUCUUUAUUCUUCAGAUUUUUCUGGAGGUCUUGAAAGUCAAUGUUCCACCCUUGAGAGGGCUCAGAAAGUUCGGGAUGACCAAGGUGACUUGAUGCUUGCUCAAUGUUGAUAAAGGGCAGAUGUGUUGGUGACUUGAUGCUUGCUUAAUGUUGAUAAAGGGCAGAUGUGUUGGUGACUUGAUGCUUGCUUAAUGUUGAUAAAGGGCAGAUGUGUUGGUGACUUGAUGCUUGCUUAAUGUUGAUAAAGGGCAGAUUUGUUGGUGACUUGAUGUUUGCUUAAUGUUGAUAAAGGGCAGAUGUGUUGGUGACUUGAUGCUUGCUUAAUGUUGAUAAAGGGCAGAUGUGUUGGUGACUUGAUGCUGGUUUAAUGUUGAUAAAGGGCAGAUGUGUUGACACAAUGGCGUGUACAGGCUGCAGAGUUUGAAUGAAAUUAAAUAAAAGCGGAUAAUAGGGCAUUCGUAAAUAAAUUUUGUUUAACAAUUUACAAACAUUAUGUUUAACUCAAAAUAAUACAUUUCUUAUAUUACACAAAUAUUUUAAGAACGCUUUGGAAAUGCUUUAGCAUAUAUAGGAAUAAGAAAAUAAAUAUCUUGCACUUUGAAAUUUACGUUGUUACAAUUUUUAUUUGUAUAUACAAAACAUCUCAUUUGAACGUAGACCUUACAAUUUGUGGUUAUCUGCAGGCCACCACGAGGCUGAGAUCACCUGUGGCAGUGAGGGAGACUUAGUCAGCCAUCUUAAAACGUGCCCGAAAAACCCCGACCACAUCGACUUCAUCGCCGUCGAUCAGUUCCAAGCCCGCCAUCUGCCGCCCACCUACCGCCAACACGGGUUCGUCGAGUUGGUGCGGGCAGUCGCCGAGUUUUCUGUGCGUGUUCUCGUACGACGCACGAGCUACGCCAGGCCGGAGCUCUAUCCGGGCACACACGAUCCGUACCCGUUUUACAACUUCAGGGGUAGCCGUCACGUCCGGCUGGGCAGCGGGUGGAUCGACGGGGUCGGGCAGAAGUUCACAGUGGAAGACAACAGACGGUGCCCGUGUUUUAAGUGUAGAUCGUCAUCCGCCCCGUCCAUGCGGUGGGGCCAGUUUUGGGUCCACACCGCGCUCCAUGUUGUGUUCAAUUCAGAGGAAGCCGUCCACGCGGAGUGCGAGCUGUUUUUCGAUGACGAUGACGACCGCAGCGCCGUCUGCGUGCUGAGCGGGGUAGAGAUUAUAGGCAGCUGCCUGGAAGACACGUGCUCACUUCGCUGCGUCACGCACGAGCUGGAGGUCGUAGAUAGGCUACAAUCGAAAUGGCAGCGGCUGCACGGGCUGCAGGAAGAUCUUCUUAAGCAGAGUCCGAACACGGAAAACUUUGAGAAACUGUCUUUGAUCGUGUCUUAUCCCCACGGAUGCAGCAAGAAAAUAUCCGUCGGAGAAUGGACCCAUAGGCAGGAAGUGAGUCCUGGCUGGACACAGUAUGUCUACACGACGUGCACUUGCCCGGGGUCAAGUGGCGCCCCCGUAUAUCUUCUAGGACAGGAGAGGGGCCUGGAGCUGGCCACCAAUCACCCUCACAGUGCCCGCUGUGAGGAGCCGGGGCUAAAUAUCAGUGGGAUUUGGUGGGAACGGACCAGGUGAACAGGUUUUCUUAAGUCAGAAUGAACGUUCGAUUUUGUGAGUGUUCGAUGAUCUAUGAAUCUCUGCAGCGAAGACAUUCGAGGAUCUGAAGUGUAUACAUUGAGGACCAUAGAAUCUUUGCGGGGAAGUCAAAGGAGGCUCUUAAGUGUACAUUUAGGACCAUUGAAGCUCUACAUGAGUUAAUUUAUUG